AUGUUGAUGUUUUGGUGCCGUCGUCGGCCGGACUCAGGCACACGAGUGCCGCCCUCGGCCUCCCUGAUCGCCUGCCCCGACUUUGUUGCUGGUGACAUCAUCAGGUGGGGCCUGCUGCCUGGCAUGCUCAACGCGGCGCUCACCACCUACAUCACCCGCGGCAAGGAGCCCUGGACACUGAAGACCAGGCACCCGGACCACGAGGCGCUGCGGCCGGCCAAGGACUGCCCUCGGAUAGAGUACCCCAAGCCGGACGGCACCCUCACAUUUGACAUCCCCACCUCCCUGUUCAGGCGCGUGCCCUGGGGCGGGGGCACAGCACUCGCGUCUGGCACCAACCACGACCACGACCAGCCGCCCCACCUGGUGCUGUCCAGCCCCGGGGUGCCAGAGGUGGUCAACCUGCCCUUCUACGCCGGACCAGAGGCUAGGUACUGUCCAGCCGGCGUGUACGAGUAUGUGGAGGAAGAGGACACUCCCGGUAGCAGCAGCGGCAGCAGCAGCAGCAGCGGCGGCGGCAUCACCACCAGCAGCGGCAGCAGUAGCAGUGCAGCGGCUACAAGCCGCGAUGUCGCGGAGGGCAGCGGCAGUGACGAGGGCAGCAGCAAGGGCGGCCGCCACCUGCGGCGGCAGCGGUUGCAGAUCAACGCGCAGAACUGCCUGCACUGCAAGGCCUGCGACAUAAAGGACCCGCGGCAGAACAUCAAGUGGACCGUACCAGAGGGUGGCGGUGGCCCAAACUACUCGGUCAUGUAA
This is a messenger RNA of Monoraphidium neglectum, 756 nucleotides long. RefSeq names its product Electron transfer flavoprotein-ubiquinoneoxidoreductase. The record is from RefSeq and is a predicted model, not a curated record. The transcript is spliced from 5 exons. Lineage: Eukaryota; Viridiplantae; Chlorophyta; Chlorophyceae; Sphaeropleales; Selenastraceae. Gene Ontology annotation, cellular component: mitochondrial inner membrane. Gene Ontology annotation, molecular function: iron-sulfur cluster binding; electron-transferring-flavoprotein dehydrogenase activity. The coding region runs from base 1 to 756 and encodes 251 amino acids. Gene Ontology annotation, biological process: electron transport chain.